AUGGAUGGCUGCAGCGCCGCCCCACAGCGGCCAAGGGCAGUUGGCUGCCGCCAUCGAGGCGCUCGGCCGUUCGGCUGGGAGCCCUGCGGGGCGCUGCGGAGCCUGGAAGAGGAGCGAGUGCUGCGAAGAGGAGGAGAUGGCGGCGGAACAGCUUUACCCGCGGAGCUCUAUCGAGGAUGACUUCAACUACGGCAGCAACGUGGCCUCGGCCAGCGUCCACAUCCGAAUGGCUUUUCUACGAAAAGUCUACAGCAUUCUGUCCAUUCAGGUUCUCUUGACCACAGCCACAUCUGCAGUUUUUCUGUACUCCACUGGAGUCCAGGCAUUUGUUCAUGAAAGGCCUGCCUUGCUUUUGCUAUCUUUGUUUGGAUGUUUGGCUAUAAGCUUUGCACUGGCCCUCUACAGACACCAGCAUCCUGUUAACUUAUACCUGCUUUUGGGAUUUACCGUCCUGGAAGCAUUUACAGUUGCCAUUACAGUGAGUUUCUAUGAUGUGUCCGUCGUCUUGCAAGCCUUCAUUCUUACGACUGCUGUAUUUCUUGGACUCACUGCAUAUACAUUACAGUCAAAGAGAGACUUCAGCAAAUUUGGAGCAGGGCUCUUCGCUUGCUUGUGGAUUUUAUUCUUCUCAUGUUUCUUAAUGCUGUUUUUCCGUAGCGAAAUAAUGGAGUUGGUGUUUGCUGCUGCUGGAGCUCUUCUCUUCUGUGGAUUUAUUAUUUAUGACACUCACUUGCUGAUGCACAAGCUCUCCCCCGAGGAGUACAUACUGGCUGCAAUCAAUCUUUACCUGGACAUCAUCAAUCUGUUCAUCAACCUGCUACGUUUGCUGGAGGCAUUUAAUAAAAAGUAAUAAACGGGGAUGUGGUUGAAGUACCUGAAUGGUGUUGGCUUGGAUGAUCUACAGACCAUGCGCUCUCAUCUUUUAGAGGCUGCAUCUUUAUUUCUCUUUCAUUACAUGAGCACUCAUCCCUCCUUUGAGGUGAGGGGGAAGCUCUCAGUCUAAGUACUUCUCUAGAAUAUGUGUUUUGUUUAGUUGACAUGGUGUAUCCAGCUCCACUCCAUUUUUUAUUUACUUUUACCAAGUUCAGAUUUCUUCUAGUCUUAGUUUGGUAAAAUGGGAUGCUGUCUGUGAAAGGGAGGUUCUGCUCUUAACACCGAGCACUUGUGUGAACUGGGAGAUGAUGGGGUCGCUUCAUGGGAACGUUCUUCAUUCAUUAAGGAUGAUUUAUUGCCUAUCUUUCAGUGUUCUGGAAAAUCAUGUGAAGGUGGAUUCUUGUGUAUGCUAAGGUUAAUGGUCUCUCAAUAAAGGAUAAAACCUUCAGUCAA
Molecule: messenger RNA, 1326 nt
Organism: Coturnix japonica (Japanese quail)
Lineage: Eukaryota; Metazoa; Chordata; Aves; Galliformes; Phasianidae
Gene: TMBIM4
Product: transmembrane BAX inhibitor motif containing 4
Biological process (GO): negative regulation of apoptotic process
Cellular component (GO): membrane
Source: RefSeq, a predicted model, not a curated record